Closterium sp. NIES-67 is the source of this 1055-nucleotide messenger RNA. The record is from the annotation of a GenBank genome assembly. NCBI's taxonomy places the organism in Eukaryota, Viridiplantae, Streptophyta, Zygnematophyceae, Desmidiales, Closteriaceae.
GUUUACAUUUGCCAGCUUUCCUCUGCCUCCAGUUUGGCGUUGACUAAAAAACGUCCGUUCUGGUAGAUAUUCAGUUGGCGACAGCUUCAUAUCAUUCUUCGUCUUUGGGUGCUCUACAGGCUCGCGCUGUCCGUUCUUCGGCGACCAUCUGCUGAUUUCUACUUGACAAUCCCGCAUUCUUCCCACGUACUUGAGUGUUGCUCGCUUAUCUUCACCUCACGUGCUCCUUCAGCUCAGACUCUACAUUGCAAUGCUUAUGGCUCCAGGUUGCACGGCCAAUUUCCUCCCCGAGUCUUUCCAAAUGGCGGGCUCUAUGCAGCUUCGAUGCAAGAGCAUGAACGAUCUGACGGCGAUCGACUUUUCAGGAUCGAAAUUCCCGUCUAACCUGUCUGAAACGAGAGACUCAUCCGCAGCAACGCCUCGUCUGUCGGUGAAACGCUCUCGGGGACGUCAAUCUGGCGGAAUUAUCGUUGAGAUUACCGGAACGCCGCUGAACACGGGAGUCUCCGUCGUCGUCUGUCCUGGCGCGCCUAUUAAGAGCAAAGGAGCGUUCAAGACUUAUGGUGCAUCGCGGAAACCCGUGUCUAGCGGCCUCGUUCGUCGUCUGAACUUCUCGUUGGAGGCGUCUGACUCGGCAACGUCGAUGCCGACGGGAAACUCGAACUCAAGCUCUUCUUAACUUCGUCCGGGAAUCACUGAACUUCGCUCGGCAACGUCAAUGUCAGCAUCGAUUUCCGAAAUGGCGGCCAGGAGCUCUUAUCUUGGAAGAUCUAACUUGGAACUUGGCGUUACCGCAUUAACCAAGACUGACGUACAUCAUCAACUUUGGAUCGACCUCAGCUGCUUCGCGCAAGCGAGGCAACUGGUUUCUUGUUCCGCUGCACUCUCGGGACUUAAUCGACGUUCACAGGACUAUCUGGGGACUGACACCAGAACCCGGUAGACCAUGGACUGAUUAAUUCCUGGAAUCGUGGUAUGCAUGCUAAAUUAUCCUUGCUUCUUUCUUGUACAGCUUCGCCUCAUCUUAUACUGACUGUUAAUCUCACUCUUCCAGC